AGAUCUUUACUUUAAGAAAAGCUUAAAGAAAACCCCGUUACACCCGCAACUCACACCCCUAAUCAAAGAAAUAGUUAUUUUUAGAACAGUAACAAGGUAAUUACGCAUAUUCUAAGUUAUGGAGUCACCCAGUGCAGCUACCGCUUCAGCUGCUGCCGCCGCAGCUGCCGCAAAGCGCGUACAAAUCGAGAAGGCCCAUAAUUUCAUGCGCCAAUAUCGUGAUCCGGAAUCGCGUGAAUUGAAAAAAUUGUCGGCUAAUCAAUUUAUGGAUGUGUGGGCACAUUACGACAAAGAUGGUAACGGUUACAUUGAAGGCACAGAAUUAGAUGGCUUCCUGCGCGAAUUUGUAUCGAGUGCAAAUGCCACUGAUAUUAGUCCAGAAGCUGUCACCGACACAAUGCUUGAGGAGCUGAAAUCUUGUUUCAUGGAGGCUUACGAUGAUAAUCAGGAUGGCAAAAUUGACAUUAGAGAGCUUGCUCAACUUUUACCAAUGGAGGAGAAUUUCCUUUUGCUCUUUCGUUUCGAUAAUCCACUGGAAUCCAGUGUUGAAUUUAUGAAGAUUUGGCGUGAAUAUGACACUGAUAAUUCUGGCUACAUUGAAGCUGAUGAGCUGAAAAACUUUUUACGCGAUUUGCUCAAGGAAGCCAAGAAAAUUAAUGAUGUCUCUGAGGAUAAAUUAAUUGAAUACACCGAUACGAUGUUGCAAGUUUUCGACGCCAACAAGGAUGGACGUCUGCAGCUCUCCGAAAUGGCCAAAUUGCUUCCGGUAAAAGAGAAUUUCCUCUGUCGCCAGGUUUUCAAGGAAGGUAUUGAAGGUGCCGCUAAGCUGACAAAAGAGGACAUCGAAAAAGUUUUCUCACUGUACGAUCGGGAUAAUAGCGGCUCAAUAGAAAACGAGGAGCUAAAGGGAUUCCUCAAAGAUCUACUGGAGUUGGUAAAGAAGGACGACUACGAUGCUCAGGAUUUAAAAGCUUUCGAGGAGACUAUUUUGCGUGGCGUGGGCUACGAUAAAGAUGGCAAAAUCUCACGCAAGGAACUGACAAUGAUAUUGCUGACUUUGGCUAAAAUGCCACCAGAGGAUGAACAAUAAGUUGUUCGCUUUUAAGCAAUACAACAACAAGUAUAAAGUUUAGUAUUUAUAAAGAUAACAAAAUUAUACAAAAUUAAAACAUAUUAAACUUUUAUUAUUAAAGUAAAUUAGUCUUAUGAAAAUAAGCAGCAUGUGCAAAUUACUAGAGGCAAGCUGAUAUAUGUAGUAGCAUUGAAAUAACGGCAAAUAAAAGUCAAUAAACAGAAUUAUGUGUAUACACACAUAACCACACUUUUUUGAUAGCUUAAACGAUGUGUUACACGUUAAGCAAAUAGAAGCGUUCAAAAUUAAAAAAAAAAUAAUAAAAAUAUAAAAAAAUAAAUUUCUAUAAGAGUACAAUGAAGCGUAAAAUAUUGCGAUUUUUAAUAAAGCAUAUUAUUGAAAUAUAAGAAAAAGUUGCAAAAUAAAUUAUAAAAUGCAUUUUGGAUAUGUAAUUGAAAAUUAAUUGCACGACGAGACGCAGAAAUAAUGCGCGAUAAAUUUCAAGCGACAACACAAAAACAACAAUAAUACAUUCAUCGAGGGAAAUUAAUUACUUUAAAUGCUGCCAAUGUAAAGCAGUCAAUGAAAUAUAGAAUAUCAAAAUCAAAGCCGAAGAAGCAUAGGAAAUAUUAUUUAAAGGAUUUAUAAAGCGGGUGUUUCAUUCAAAGGUAUUGAGUUUUUAGCUAUAAUUAUUAAGUGUCAAAUUUGGAGACUAAGAUAACAGAAACCAUAAAAUAAACAUUAAUGACAUUUUUAAUGCAUAUAAUAACAACAUUUUAUCCUCUAUAAUUGUUCUGAAGCGUAUUGCACUUCAAUGGCAAUAUUCAACUACAAAUUAUAAAUUUUCUAGUUACAAUUAACCUCAAAAUAUUUUUUAAAUAUAAUUUGUAGCAAAAAAUAUGGCAGUAAACAUACCGUUAGCCUAGUUUUUAUAUAUUAGUUGUUAAAUUUAUUAUUUUGCUGCAAGCAAUGCCAAUGUACUUUACUUUAUUGAAGCUGACAAUUCUUAAAAACAUGAAAAUAAGUUGAAAAUCACAAACAAUUUAUGCAUGUGUAUUAACAACUUCAGCCAAUUAAAGAUAUGCUUAAUUAUAUACAACAAACCUCAAAAUUAGAAAGAAUAAAUGAAAAUAAAAUAAACCAGCCAAUAAAUGUGCAUGUCCUAGCGAAAAAAUAUAACAUCGAUUUUAUUGUUAAAAUAGUAAAUGUAAAAAAUAACAAAAACUUAUAUAGUAUUUGCAAACAAUUUAUAUGUAUGUUUUUUAAUGUGUAUUAGUUUAUAUUAUACAUAUUUUUAUUAAGUCAUACAAAUAAAAUAUAUUAUAUGGCAUAUGAGUAACGAAUUUUUCGAUAUAUAUGUUAGUUUGUUAAAUAAAACUACCAAUAAAAAAGUAUAAUACUUAAAGGACAAACGAUUUUUAAAAAUUUUUUGUGUGUGUUUGCAAUUUCCGGCUAUUAAAGUCUAGAACGUAACACACUGUGAAAAAAUUUACUAAAAAUAACAAAGCAAACUGUUUUUUGUUAAGAAAAAAAAAUAUAUAUAUGUGAAUGUUAAACUUAUAAAUGUGUUGUCAUAUUGUGUACCUGUCAUAAAGAAGUAAAGCUUACAUAUAUACAUACAUAUUUGCAGUACUUAUCACUUGUUCUCAAAAGGUUUUCAAUUACUUAAUUCAACACUUUUUUGACUUUGACACACAAUGUCUGAAACUCGACAGCUGACUCAUGAUCUAAAAUAUUAAGGAAAAAAUUCGAUCUUCCCUUAGCUGUACCGAUAACUUACAAAAACUGUUAACUCCAAGGCACAACCACUUAUCAACAAAAUAUAGCAAGGGAUAUUUUUCCCAGCUUCCAACCAUGUUAAGUACAUAUAUACUUGUAAUUGGGCAAAAUAAAUAUAAGAAAUACAAUUGUCACAAAAAAUAACAAAUACGAUUCGCUUAGUAAUUGAAACUUGGGUUUAGGUAUUUCAAACAAUCAAGCAAUUUUAUCAAAUUCUAGGCUAGACAUAAACAUAGGGUUAGGUGUAGUCAGAGACAUGACCAAAUUAGUAUUUUAAAUAAUUUGGUUUUGUCAGUAAAUACUAUUAUUUUGUAAAAUUAAAAACAUGACAUCAUAAAAUAAGGUUUCGACUUGACUUGACAGCAAUUUGAAACAAAAAAUUUAACUAUUUUAAAAAUAAUGGGUGUUUGUUCCAAUCGAAGGUAUUUGCGGUGACCAUCACCAAUCCUUGAAGAUUUAUAUAAACUCAAUCUGACCAACAACUUAAUUUUAUUAAUAAUUUAGUGUCUCAUCGAAGCUUUUCAUUUUUUUUACAAUAAUUGACAUAAUGGCGGCCUCAGAAAAUGUUUUCCAGAUUUUCGGGAAAAAACCAAAAGCUAAUUGUUUAUAAAAAAUCGAAAUUAAAAGAAAUGCUUUCGAUCCGGCACUGAUUUGUUAUUCAUGUUUUCAAAACGCGGUUUUCGAGUUACGUGGUCUUCAGUUCGAAAAAAAUAGUUUCGAGAAAAACGCAUUUCAAGUUUUAGAAGCCAAUUACUCUAAGUUAAAAAACUUUUACAAAUACGCUCAUAUCUCCAAAACUAUUUGCGAAAUCAACUUCAAAAUCGAUUUUUUUUAAAUUAUGACUAUCCCUAACCCUUUAAUAUUUACAAAAUGUUCUUGUAUGGUUUUAAAAACGAAAAUUAAUUCAGAUCAAGUUUACGAUCAAGAGCAAUUCUUCAUGUUAUCGAAUAAUUGUAUUAUGAACAUUUAAAUAAAACUACAACAACAUUUGUUUCCUUUGUUGUGUCAAUUUGCCUUUGCGCAACCUUCGGCAAAUCAUUACCAGUUUGCUUUGAGCGUAUUGGCAACUCAAUUAUUCACUACGAAUUAAAUGACCCCUAGAACAGAAAGCUACUGAGUUAACUUCUUCAAUUUAACUUUUUACAUAAAAAAAACUCAGCAAAAACUAAUUUUACAAACAACCUAAAACAUUCGCAUUACUUGGGGGUUUGAUGUCCUCCACUAAGCUCAACAAGAUUGAUAGUUUACCAUAAAGAUCUAAGCCCACGAAAUGUCAUAUUUCCACUGAAGUUGAUUGGUUUUCAACAACCUGCACUUAACCAACCACUCAACAAUAACUUUUGACAUAAAAAGUACACUGCUACACAGAUUGCAAUACUGAUUUACCACAUUAUUAAGCGCCCGAGCAAAGUGACGGGAAAUUGAAUAGAAAGUGUCAUCGAGUAAACGAACUGUCAGCACUGAUGUGGUGUUUCGCUUUCGCUAAUGAUGAAGCCAAUGCUAUCGUAGAUAGCCUUAAAUGUAAAUCAAUACUUGAGGAAAUUUAAAAACGAUGUCAAAAUCGAGAGCAAGGUUGAGUAAAUAGAUUUUUAAUGAGGCAAAGGAUUGUCUGCGCAAAGGCAAACAAACACAAGCAAAAGUGAGAUUAUGUGACAGCAGUUCGCAGCCUCGCAAGAAACUUGCCAACCACACACCACCUGCAGCAGCAACCUGCGCAGCCUACAGCUGCUGGAGCGCGCUCAAAAAACAUCAACUUUAACAGCUGAUUUCCGCAUACAUAUAAAGGAAGGCAGAUAAUUUAUGCGAAGAUGCUCUACCGGUAGACUGGCUAGUUAGCUGGUUAGCUUUGUUUGUAAAUUUGAGUGACAUAAAACCACGUCAUUGACGUCAUUGUAAUGCACCUGCUCCAAAACGGUAUAUAUAGCGAUAAACUGUUAACCGGUAUGCACUAACGGUAGAUUAUGUCAAUUCAAGUAGUGUGAUGUGCGCUUAGUAUUUGGGUCCAUUUAAUUCUGCUACUGGGAGGUUUUUAUGGUUCGACAGCAUACAUAAGUAAUACAAAUGGAAAUACGAGGUUGCACGGUUAAACUAGUUAGUUAAAAUUGUAGUUAUGUGCUAGAAAAAUGUAAACGUAGAAUGACAAUUCAAAGUGAAGAUCAAAGCAGAUUAAUGCAAAGUACUUAUUAUUAACACAAUGCUUCCUUAGCUAAACAUAAGUGAACCUGACCUAUGACUCUUCAAAAUAAAUAUACCAAUAAUUUUUAGUAUAUUUAAGUGACUACAGCAGAUAAUGCUACAAGUCAUACAGAGUCACAAAUGUGGGUACUCAAACCAAUCACAUAGUUACAUCGUAAGUCAUGUCACCUAACUUUUACUAUGCAAACUUUUGAGCGAGAGAAAGCUACCUUAACAAAAAUUUACAAAAUUAGCAAAAA
Bactrocera oleae (olive fruit fly) is the source of this 5286-nucleotide messenger RNA. The record is from RefSeq and is a predicted model, not a curated record. NCBI's taxonomy places the organism in Eukaryota, Metazoa, Arthropoda, Insecta, Diptera, Tephritidae.